UAGCUGACAAAUCACAUUGUAAAAUAUAUUUAGGGGAAAGAUGUGAAUGACUCAUUUUCACUUAAAGGUCAAUGUUUAUCACGCCCUCGUUUUCUCAUUGGUUGUGAGUGGUGUUCCUCUUUCUCUAUGAGAGUAGUGUGAAUAGUAGGAGGGCCAUUCCCCUACGUGAAGAGUUAUCUAUCUUUGUUUUCCUUCAGUCACUCAGGAAAGUACCAGCCCGACCUGCCUCCUGUCCUGGACAGCUACAGAGGAACACAGAGCAGAACACAGACAUAAAGACGUCCUCAUCGGAUACAGACGCAACACACACACAGCAGUGUUCUGAGGUUUCACAGCAGAGGAAGCCAAGAGGACAAACACACACAGCGGCUCCAUCUCUCUCUCUUCCUGCACGCCCUCUGCUGCAUCUCAGGGGACUGAGGUUGCUCUACCCGUGCCUCUCUCCCCCCCCACGGCCGGACGUUGCAGAUUGAUGAUGCCGCAGCAGUCAAUGGAUCGCUGUGAGGUUUCAGAGAACUGCCACCAUCAUAGCCCGGGGCCCCAGGGGAGCCAGCGGCGCCUGGUCAGUGGACUCCUUCUCUGGGUCGGUCUUCUCACCGUCAGCCACGUGGUCUCCAUCACCCUACUCGUCAUCACCAGGCCACACGCACUGCCUCUGCCAGAAAUAGUUUCAGCUCCAAAACCCACAGCAGACUCAUCUCUGAGCAUACCCCUGGAGACACAAAGAGUGCCAUGGCAAAUGCUCACCUUUGAACCCACAAGUAUAGACGAUAAUGAUGUCUCGGUGGCGAGAAGUGGGAUCAAGUGGAAGACUCAGUCCAAGGCGAAUAAUUUUGUCUCCCUAAAGGGCGGAUCCCUGACCAUCAACCAGGAUGGUUGUUACUUCCUGUAUCUUCAGGUGACUCUGGAGACACCAGAGGUGUCUGGACAGCACAUAGUGAGAGUGAACAAGCCCAACAGAGUCCUGCUGGAAGUAAGGAUGACCAACACCUCCCUCAGCACAGGGUUCCUGGGCAGGGCUGUGGAUCUAGCAGCCUCUGACACCCUCACAGUCACUGUCUCCCCUGGUGCCAGGAUCAACACCAGCUACACCGCCACAUACCUGGGCAUCAUAGGUCCAAAAUUAUAUCUGUAGAUUCUAUUGGAUAUAGACACUCCUGUCUUCAUAGACACAUGCUGGGGGCUAGAACUGGGAGUCAUUUGGUAGGGGUUGAUUGAAUAGAUCCUGGGGAUCUGGAGUUAACUGGGAUCAACCCAUCAUCUCACCACCUGUCAGAGAGAUGGAGUAGUGGGGAAGAUCAUGUGGGAGACACGGUAUAUUUGACUGAAACUGAUUCAGUCCGACUCCCUGCUCAUCACAGAAGAUUAUUCCACUCCUUUAUCCUCUACCUAGCCUUCCAACUGGUUUUGAGCUGCAAAGAUUUUCUUUCCAGAAUUCUACAGAUUUUUUUUAUUUGAUUUUUAUUUAACUAGGCAAGUCAGUUAAGAACAAAUUCUUAUUUUCAAUGAGGGCCAACCAAAAUGCAAAAGGCCUCCUGCAGGGAAGGGGGAUUAUAAAUGAUAAUAUAAUAAUAAUAUAAUAUAAUAAUGCAUCUUGUAAUGUUGGAAAAAUAUGUUUAAAAGUAUUGGUCAUUUUGGGUUGUACUGUUACUUUAGCAUGUUUCUCUCUUGGAUGAAGUAGCACUGUUUUUAUCGCUCAGGAUUAUAGUUAGUAUGUUUUUCCAGUAAAUAUUGUUUUUUAAGCUUUGAAUGAGGGGAUUGUCUUAUCAAGUCAUGUACACAGGGUUGUUGAGAGAAUGCACAGUAUCACCAUAUCUUUAAUGUUUACUUUAAUAUUUGCGUAUUGCUUUGUAUUUAAAAUAUGAGUUUUUUACCUAUUUAUGUCUUAUUACAAUAUUAUCUUAUUAUUAUUUUCUUCUUAUUUAUUUUCUAUAUCUAUUUUGAAGGGCAUGUUGAGUAUGUUGUAGGAUGAGAUGUAGAGAUAAUCAAUGAAUGUAUGUAUGUCACUAACCAGGUUUCCAUUCAAUCGUUUUAUGCCAGUAAAGUACGUCUGGUAAAACAUUUAAUGACAGCCCUGAUGGAAACAGAAUGUUUCGGUAAACCUUCCAAAUGUAGACAAAACAAAGUACGCUACGGUAAAGUACGGUAAAACGGUAAAACACUGUAAAAAUACGGUAAAACACCUUCAUGCCCAAAUAUUGAUGUAAUAACCAUCAUAUCGAAGUAAACUUGGAGUCACGCCACUACGACUCGGGAAAGCAUGCAGUUUAUUGGCUACAGAUUAAAUACAUUAUGAUGAACUUUUCAAUAAAUAUCGAGGGUCUUCUUCUGGCGAUGAUGAUCGAUUCUUGGCUGCCUUUUGACAAAUACAAAUAAUAUUGCUCUUAUCCAAUAAUCGCAUUAUGUUGGUAUAUCAAAUGUAUUUAUAAAGCCCAGCUGAUAUCUGAAAGUGCUGUACAGAAACCCAGCCUGAAACCCCAAACAGCAAGCAAUGCAGAUGUAGAAGCACGGUGGCUAGGAAAUACUCCCUAGAAAGGUCAAAACCUAGGAAGAAACCUAGAGAGGAACCAGGCUAUGAGGGGUGGCCAGUCCUCUUCUGGCAGUGCCGGGUGGAGAUUAUAACAGCACAUGGCCAAGAUGUUAAUAAUCAAUAAUAAUCACAGUAGUUGUCGAGGGUGCAACAAGUCAGCACCUCAGGAGUAAAUGUCAGUUGGCUUUUCAUAGCCGAUCAUUAAGAGUAUCUCUACCACUCCUGCUGUCUCUAGAGAGUUGAAAACAGCAGGUCUGGGACAGGUAGCACGUCCUGUGAACAGGUCAGGGUUCCAUAGCCGCAGGCAGAACAGUUGAAACUUGAGCAGCAGCACGGCCAGGUGGACUGGGGUCAGCAAGGAGUCAUCAUGCCAGGUAGUCCUGUCCUAGGGCUCAGGUCCUCCGAGAGGGAGAGAGAAAGAGCGAAUUAGAGAGAGCACACUUAAAUUCACACAGGACACCCAAUAAGACAGGAGAAGUACUCCAGAUAUAAAAGACUGACCCUAGGCCCCCUAGACACAUAAACUACUGCAGCAUAAAUACUGGAGGCUGAGACAGGAGGGGUCAGGAGACACUGGCCCCAUCCGAUGAUACCCCCGGACAGGGCCAAACAGGCAGGAUAUAAUCCCACCCACUUUGCCAAAGCACAUAAAGUAUGUUUGAUGGAAACAUCUCUGGCGGGGGAAUGCACAUAUCGUUUUAGCAGAUUUGAGAAUAUUAGUAUGAAAAUCUAACGCAAAUUGGAUGGAAACCUACUUUAUAGCGCCAAAUAAACUAGGAUAAAAUGUACGUUGUUACUAAUUCCACAAGUGAAGUUCCCGCUGGAAAACAUGAAUGUAAUCUAUUAUAUUAAGAAAGCACUGGAUUUUUUUUUUCUCCAAACAAAUAAAUGAAGUAGAAUAAUUAAUAUAUGGCUUUUAUUUCACCUUCAAAUAUUGUUUGUUUGAAGCCAUAAUUACAGAAUAAUUACAGAAUCAUCAUUAUCACAAUCAUGACAUGUUGUGAAAUUAUAUAAGAGCACAUUUAAGUCUAAUUGUGUCAU
Messenger RNA from Oncorhynchus keta (chum salmon), 3571 nucleotides. RefSeq lists its product as uncharacterized. The transcript has 4 exons. The coding region runs from base 473 to 1135 and encodes 220 amino acids. NCBI's taxonomy places the organism in Eukaryota, Metazoa, Chordata, Actinopteri, Salmoniformes, Salmonidae. The record is from RefSeq and is a predicted model, not a curated record. Gene Ontology annotation, molecular function: tumor necrosis factor receptor binding. Gene Ontology annotation, biological process: immune response; tumor necrosis factor-mediated signaling pathway; T cell proliferation involved in immune response. Gene Ontology annotation, cellular component: membrane.